AUGCCAAGACCAGAAGAAUUGUCUGUCUCCACCCAUUUGAGCACCAAGGAUGCAGAAUCGGCGAGUACAGCAAAACCUCCAAGAAAUAAAUUUGUUCAAUUUUUCAUUGACAACUGGUUUAUGAUUACAACUAUAAUUGGAGUCAUUAUUGGCUUCGGUGUUGGAUUCGCUUUAAACCAAAAAGGACUGGAUGCAACUGCCAAAACUUGGAUAGCCAUGCCUGGUGAUAUCUAUAUUCGACUCCUUAAAUUGACCAUCUUACCAAUGAUUUCUGCCAACAUUAUCAAUGUUAUGGCUAACUUAAAUCCGAAAGAAAAUGGCAAAGUCAGUGCAAUUUCUCUUGGAUUUAUUCUAAUCUUCAACCUUUUGAGUCCCCUUAUUGGAGUUAUGUACGCUUACAUAAUUCAACCCGGUAAAUGGGCGAUAGGUGAUGACGUCCCGGGUGGGGGCGAUCCGGGAGCUCAUGGGGGAACCCAAAUCUCCUACAUUUUCAGGGACCUUCUCCUGAACAUUUUCCCUGACAACAUUGUGGGUGUAACUUUAUUCCAAGCCUCUACGGAUUUCGACAAUCCUAUCACUAAUGACGAUACGAAAGAGGUAACCUAUAAUGCAGUCACAGCAAGUGGUACAAAUAUGAUUGGUAAGACUAUUGGCAUUUAA
Rodentolepis nana is the source of this 660-nucleotide messenger RNA. Lineage: Eukaryota; Metazoa; Platyhelminthes; Cestoda; Cyclophyllidea; Hymenolepididae. The record is from the annotation of a GenBank genome assembly.